Molecule: messenger RNA, 3138 nt
Organism: Osmerus eperlanus (European smelt)
Lineage: Eukaryota; Metazoa; Chordata; Actinopteri; Osmeriformes; Osmeridae
Gene: smpd3
Product: sphingomyelin phosphodiesterase 3
Exons: 8
Coding region: 124-2163 (679 amino acids)
Biological process (GO): sphingomyelin metabolic process
Cellular component (GO): extracellular region; cytoplasm
Molecular function (GO): sphingomyelin phosphodiesterase activity
Source: RefSeq, a predicted model, not a curated record
GGGGAGGGUGACAACAUCAUUUUUUUAUUUUUUAUUUUUGACAUUUUCACAUUGGCCUCCUACUCAGCAGUCAGAACAGAACGGUGGAGCGUGUGAGCGGUGUGGUUUGCGUGUGAGGUUACCAUGGUCCUCCACAGCUCCCCCUACGGCAGCGGCCUCCUGUCCUUCCUGGACGGCCUCUCGUGGGCCAUGGUGUUCCCCUCCUACUGGCUGCUGGACCGCCUGCUGGCGUCGUGCGUGGCCACCUCUCUGGAGAAGCGUCGGCGCUCCCAGGACCCCUGCUCCUUCCUGACGCUGUGCCUCCUGGUGUCGGCGCCUCUCUACCUGCUCCUGUUCUUGGCCUCGCUGCCCCUCGCCCUCCUGGGCUUCCUGUUGUGGGCGCCGCUGCAGGCGGUCAGGACGCCCUACCUCUACACACACUGCCGUCCAGACAAGCACCAGGCCGAGCAGGGCGGAGCCGGAGCCGGCCUCAGCGAAUGGAGACCUCAGGGACGGAGUUUCUGCUUCGGCAGCGCCAACGUGUGCCUGCUGCCGGACUCGCUGGCUCGCUUCAACAACCUGUCCGACACCCAGCGACGAGCCCGCGAGGUGGGCCGGCGCAUCCGCAGCGGCGCCAGCCGACCGCAGAUCAAGAUCUACAUCGAUUCGCCGACCAACACGUCCAUCAGCGCCGCCUCCUUCUCCAGCCUCGCCACGGGCUUCCGACGCACCUCCUCCCUCGACCAGCGCCCCGAAAACACACCCUUCGCCGCAGAGGCCGAGCCCCAGCCUGACUGCCCUCUCCACCCUAAUGGAGAGCAGGGCUCCGCAGACUGCCCCAUCCACCCGCCAGGGGGGGCUCCUUCCCCCGACUGCCCUCUGCACUCUGGCGGCGCCGGGGAUGAUUCGGCAGACUGCCCCCUCCACUCUGUCGGGGGUCAGAACAGCUCAGACUGCCCCCUGCAUCCCAUCCCCAGCAGCGGGGUGCAGAUCAGCAUCAGUGCCCCUGAGCCGGACCCCCCCCUGGACGAGGAGGAGGAGGGGGGGAAACCCCCCGGGGGAGUCGAAGGGGGCGGGGACUCCUGCAGCAUCAACAGCCGUACCGCCUCCCGGGAGUCCCUGACCCGUUUCCACGGCGACGGAGGCGGCACGGGGGCCGUGUCGUCCAACAACACCCUCUCCCACCGCACCUCCGUCUUCAAGCGGCCGACGGGACGCAAGCGGCGCCACGGCGAGGACGGAUUCGAUCACGAGAUCUCGGCCUUUUUCCCCGCCAACCUGGAUUUCCUGUGCUUGCAGGAAGUCUUUGACCACACUUCCACCUCCAGGCUGCGGAGCCAGCUUCACCGCUAUUUCCCCUUCGUGCUGAGUGACGUGGGCAGCUACGGCUGGAGGCACUGCUGCUCGCACUUCAAGUUCCUGAACAGCGGCCUACUGUUGGCCAGUCGCUACCCAAUCCUGGAUGCCCAUUAUGAGUGCUAUCCCAACGGGCGUGGAGAAGACGCCCUGGCUGCCAAGGGAGUGCUCUUCGCCAAGGUACAGGUGGGCACCUCUCACCAGGAGCAGAGGGUUGUGGGAUAUCUCACCUGUACCCACCUCCACGCCAUCGAAGGAGAUGCAGCUGUGCGCUGUGAGCAGUUGGACCUGCUCCUGGAGUGGGGGGAGGAGUUCCGCAAGGCAACGUCCCGACCCUCGGACGAGAAGGAAGACCAGGUGGCCUUUGAUGUCGUCCUGGGUGACCUCAACUUCGACAACUGCUCCUCAGAGGACAAGCUGGAGCAGCAGCAUGCACUCUUCACCCAGUACAAGGACCCCUGUCGCCAGGGGCCAGGGGAGGACAAGCCAUGGGCGCUGGGUACACUACUGGACCCCAUCGGGCUUUAUGAUGAGGAGGUCAGCUCACCAGAGAGUUUACAGAAGGUGAUGGAGAACGAGGAGGGCCGAAAGGAAUACCUGGUGUUCCCCCCCAGUAAGAACCAGUGCCCCAGCCAGAAGGGCAGGAAGAUCCCUCUGAAGGGCAACGGUCGCAGGAUAGAUUACAUCCUGUACAAGGAGGACAGCCCGCAGCAGGACUGGAAAGUGGACAUAGAGGAGUUCAGCUUCAUCUCGCAGCUGGCCGGCCUCACGGACCACCUGUCUGUGGCCAUGCGCCUCGCAGUCUCUACAGGGGAGGAGGAGCCGUAGGGACCGCCACAGAGCCAGGGAACAGCACGAAGAGGGACAAAGGAGAGGAAGAUAAAACGAGACUUUCAUAAGGACUGAGCCCUAAAUUACUCAAAGGAAAGAAAGGAUGGAUGGAUUCAUAGAUGGAUGGAUGGACACAUACACACACACCCAUAGUCCUAGUUGGACACACACCGCCAGGCCACUGUCCAUCCCCAUCCUUCCUGCUGGACUGGAUGCUCCCAGAUGAUUCAGCCCUACUGUCGGUCCACCGGAAUUAUUACUUCUCGUUCGUAAGCCUUAGUUGAUGAUAUUUAGAUGUUUCUGCCUGUCAAGGACUGUUAUCCACGUUCAUAACUACGGCUGGAGAGGUUUCCUUUGAGGAUUGUAGUGUGCUAUGACUAGCAAACUAUCUAUUUACUUAUCUCUGGCCCUUUGUUUGAGUCUGCUAAGCCCUUUUCUCUGUGUCUGUGUCUGUCUGUCUGUCUGUCUGUGUCUGUCUGCCUAUCUGUCUGUGUCUGUCUGUCUGCCUAUCUGUCUGUCUGUCUGUCUGUGUCUGUCUGUCUGUGUCUGUCUGUCUGUCUUUCUGUCUGCCUAUCUGUCUGUGUCUGUCUGUGUGUGUGUCUGUGUUUGUCUGUCUGUCAGUAUGAGUUUGCUGAACCCGCUUGUCUGUGUGUGUUUCUGUCGGUCUGUCUAUCCGUCUGUCUGUCCGUCACUGUACGUAACGUUCCCUCACCCUAACCAACCCUCAACGCUAAGGAUCAGAACAGGGGAGCAUUGGAGACGUCCUACAUUCCAGCUGUGAGCCCCGUCCAACCACUCUCUCUACGUUUCAUCUUCCUUGCUCAAUCCCAGGAACCUCAGCUAAAGUGUCUUUUUUCUAAAGUCUUUCUAACAGCUUUCUAUGGCGACUGUGCCAUCUUUGUAGGGAGUUUCAAGCCCCUGUGUUUAAUACAUUUGUAAAUGGAGGUUAUUGUUUAAAAGUACGGUAUCGUG